Molecule: messenger RNA, 327 nt
Organism: Pseudogymnoascus destructans
Lineage: Eukaryota; Fungi; Ascomycota; Leotiomycetes; Thelebolales; Thelebolaceae
Exons: 1
Coding region: 1-327 (108 amino acids)
Molecular function (GO): acyltransferase activity
Source: RefSeq, a predicted model, not a curated record
AUGUCGACACUCACAAGGAGAGGCCUCAAGAACAUCUUGGCCAAAAACGCAGACGACAUCGUGAUACUCUCCUCUCUACGAACAUCCAUAACCCGCUCUAACCGCGGUGCCUUCAAAGACGCAUACCCCGAAGAAUUACUCUCCGCUGUACUACGUGCUACCCUGGCCGCAAACCCGAAUCUCGACCCCGCACUCAUCAAUGAUGUUGCACGGCACAGUUCUCAGCGAACUCGGCGGCACCAAAGCCGGCCGCAUGGCCAUGAACGCCUCUGGGUACCCUUCUUCGACCAGUUUCUACCGUUAACCGCGCCUGUGCCUCCGGGCUGA